Messenger RNA from Colletotrichum spaethianum, 597 nucleotides. Its product is annotated as methyltransferase-like protein 13. The record is from RefSeq and is a predicted model, not a curated record. Bases 1 to 597 code for a protein of 198 amino acids. NCBI's taxonomy places the organism in Eukaryota, Fungi, Ascomycota, Sordariomycetes, Glomerellales, Glomerellaceae. The transcript has a single exon.
AUGCCCGCCGAUUUUGAUAAACAAAGCUACUGGGGCGAGCGUUUCGCCUCCGAGACCAGUUUCGAGUGGUUGACACCCUCUACAACCCUUAUGUCGGUCGUGGAUCCUUAUCUCGCCAAUCUGAACGAUUCGGCUCGCAUCCUGCAACUAGGGUUUGGAACGAGCGACCUGCAGAACCAUAUUCGGCAACGGGGCUUCACGAACAUUACCAACGUCGACUUCGAGCCGUUGGCGAUCGACCGCGGCCGGGUACUGGAAAAGCAAGUAUUCGGUGAUGUGAAGAUGCGCUACCUCGUGGCGGACGUGACCCAGCUCCACUUGCCUGACAGGUUUGAUCUGAUUAUCGACAAGAGUACAGUCGAUGCGGUAUCUUGCGGUGGCUUGGAGGCGUUUUUAAGGAUGGCGGAAGGAGUAAGGCGGCACUUGACCGACGACGGCUAUUGGAUUUCGCUGAGUUAUUCGUUUUGCCGCUUCGACGUCGAUAACCUGCCGCUCGAUGUUGAAAUUAUCGAGAAGAUCCCCACGCCGAAGCUGAAGCCCAAUGACCCGGAUGUUUACCAUUGGUGCUACCUUCUGAGGCCGAAAUUAUGGCAAUAG